Molecule: messenger RNA, 1216 nt
Organism: Hippocampus comes (tiger tail seahorse)
Lineage: Eukaryota; Metazoa; Chordata; Actinopteri; Syngnathiformes; Syngnathidae
Product: growth/differentiation factor 8-like
Exons: 3
Coding region: 41-1117 (358 amino acids)
Cellular component (GO): extracellular region
Molecular function (GO): cytokine activity; growth factor activity
Source: RefSeq, a predicted model, not a curated record
CAUAUAGCCUCACCCCACCAAGCACAAGUGAGUGUCCAAGAUGCUCCUCUUGCUUGGUGUGACUGCCAUUCUCUCCGCGGGCUUCUGCAGGGAGCUGAACCGGACCUCCGGGCAGAUGGCAGAAGGCAUCGAAGCGUGCUCAGCCUGCGAAUUUCGGGAACAUAGCAAGCAGAUGAGGCUCUACAGCAUCAAGUCGCAGAUCCUCAGUAUCCUACGGCUGGAGCAGGCACCCAACAUUAGCAGGGACAUGAUCCAGCAGCUGCUUCCCAAAGCACCGCCUCUUACACAGCUCCUGGACCAGUACGACCCGCGGGUGGAAGAUGAGGAUCACGCCACCACAGAAACCAUCAUCACCAUGGCAACCAAGUCAGACUCGGUUGCAAAGGGAAGGCUGUCUUAUUGUCUGUUCAGCCUCAGUCCAAAGAUCCACACGGAGAACAUCCUGAGCGCUCAGCUGUGGGUUCAUCUGCGGCCAGUCCACAUGGUCACAACUGUCUUCCUGCAGAUCUCACGACUCAAACCCGACAGGGAAGGAAACAAUACCCGGGUCCGAGUGCGCUCUUUAAAGGUGGACGCUGAUGCUGGCACCGGUUCUUGGCAGAGCAUGGACAUCAAGUCUCUGCUGCAGGCAUGGCUACGUCAGCCAGGUAGCAACUACGCUAUUGACAUCAAUGCUUUUGACCCUCAAGGAGAAGACCUGGCAGUCACAUCGGCAGAACCUGGAGAGGAAGGCCUGCAACCAUUCAUUGAAGUGAAAAUCCUGGACAGUCCAAAGAGGUCCCGUCGUGACUCAGGCCUAAACUGCGAUGAAGAAUCAGCUGAAACGCGCUGCUGCCGCUACCCACUCACUGUAGACUUUGAGGAGUUCGGUUGGGAUUGGAUCAUCGCACCCAAGCGCUAUCGAGCCAACUACUGCUCAGGAGAGUGCGAGUUCUUGCACCUGCAGCAGUACCCACAUGCACACCUGGUAAACAAGGCCAACCCACGCGGCACGGCAGGACCCUGCUGCACGCCCACAAAGAUGUCGCCCAUUAACAUGCUCUACUUUAACCGCAAGGAGCAGAUCAUCUAUGGAAAGAUCCCGUCCAUGGUGGUGGACCACUGCGGUUGCUCCUGAUUCGUAUGGAAGGCCACUAUGGGGGCUGCAUUUCAUGCCACCAUUCGAUACACUUGUGGAUUCGUAGCACCUUUACCGUUUUAAAAAAGAUUGAAAACA